Molecule: messenger RNA, 393 nt
Organism: Diversispora eburnea
Lineage: Eukaryota; Fungi; Glomeromycota; Glomeromycetes; Diversisporales; Diversisporaceae
Source: the annotation of a GenBank genome assembly
AUGACCAAAAAUAUUGGUAAUUUAUAUAACACAAUUUUCAACCAUCCAAAGUCAUCUGUUGAUAAGGAGAUUAAAUUAUUUGUUCAAGAAUUUGAAUCAAAUAGAAAUGGUCGUGAAACAGAAAAUCUUAAAAAAAGUAUUGCUUAUGCACAAGAUGCACCAAAUAAAUAUGAAAAUGGGAUUUCUUUAUUAAAUAAAAAACUUGAUAAACGUAGGGAAUUUUUGAGAGAACAAGAAAAUGCCAAGAAUAAAUUGGAUCAAGAAUUUAAAUUAAAGGAACAAGAAUUGAUAAGUGAGUAUCGCUUGAUGAUGGAAGAAGCUUUGAGGGGUGUUGAUAAUUUUUCUGUCAUUUCAUCAUCAUCUGGUAAUUCUGAAUAUAAAUUUGAAGAAUGA